AUGUCUGUAGCGGUGAAUGUGAAGCCGGAUGCUGCCGCCGCUUUGCUCUAUGCCACUUCUGGUGAUCGCAAGCUUCGUUUCUUCACUUCUCGUCACUCCGGUCGUCUCCCUCCACCUCUGCACCCCCAGCGUGACUUGAACCCACAGCACGACAUCGACAAUGUGCUAGAUCUCCACCACCUCCACCGUCAUCAUCAUCAUCAUCAUCGUCACCACCGUCAGCCCCCUGCCAGGUUAGCCAAAGUGAUGCCCGCCGCCCUCUUGGAGUCUCGGUUUCGCGAGGAGCCCGGCGGCCAGCGAACCCUCAACCUGCUGGCACGACCGCACCACGAGGUGCAGCCGGAGCACGCUGUGGUGUCUGCACGCCAUCUGGUUACCGUGUACCUGGCUGUGGAUGUGAGGAGGCUGAAUGUCAGUCUUCUUCGGUGGUUUCGGGAAGGCGUAGCGGCAGCGCUGGGCGUUCCUGCGGGACGCGUGCACAUCAACCGGCUGAAUGAGAAGAAGAAUGGCAUCGAGCUCUUCGUGUCCUCUGAUAGGCUGGGCCUCUCUGAGCCCCGCCCAGCUGAAGAGGUCAUCCAAUCACUGAACGUGAGGGUCCUUCAUCGCCACCUGGGACACUUUGGCAUCACAGAAGUCUCCACUGAGAAGAACGUCCUGCAGGGCGAGCAGAGGGACCACGUCUGGAGCAGAGAAGGAUUUUACGCCGUCGUCCUCUUCUUCACCAUCUUCAUCAUCAUCAUCACUUGCUUGAUGGUUUUGUACCGACUUAAGGACAAAGUUCAGGUUUCUGACAGACAGCUGAAAGCCCCGCCCCCUGACCUUCACCUGACCACGACUGUCCCUCCAGACUCCGCCCAGAGGUCAAAGGGCACCAAGGGUGUGACGUCAGGAAGCAUGGUCCAAGCUGAGCGCCCUCCAGCUGUAGCCACGCCCAUUCCCCAGCAGCAGCCAAUCGUAGCCUGCCGGCGCCUCGCUCCUUCUGUCGUCCCUCUGCCCAGCCCUGCCCCUGUCCACGUCGUCACCAGCAGUGACCACGCCCCUUUCGCCAGCGUUGCCCCAGUGACAGCCAAUAACGAGCUAAAGCCCUGCCCCUCCCCCUUCAGGAUGAAACCUGCUGCAGGACUGCAAGAAAGACGGGGCUCUAACGUCUCGCUGGUGUUGGACAUGUCGGCGCUCGGCUCCGUGGAGCCCCUGAACGUUGCCGUGGUGACCCCCAGAGAGGCGGCGGCCAGGGAGUACCUGUUGUCCGCCGGCCGGCCGCUGACGCGACCGCAGCUCCGCGACAUCGUCGACAACACGCACAAGCUGCACGCCGAGUUCGCCGAAAUUCCCAUGAAUUUCAUUGAUCCCAAAGAGCUGGACAUCCCAAACCACGGGACCAAGAACAGAUACAAGACCAUACUGCCCAACCCUCACUCCAGAGUGAUCCUGAAGUCCAAGAGCAGCAACGACCUGCUGAGCUCCUACAUCAACGCUAACUACGUACGGGGUUACCUAGGCGACGAGAAGGCGUUCAUCGCCACGCAGGGUCCCAUGGUGAACACGGUGAAUGACUUCUGGCAGAUGGCCUGGCAGGAGGAGUCGCCCGUCAUCGUCAUGAUCACCAAACUGAAGGAGAAGAACGAGAAAUGUGUUCUGUAUUGGCCAGAAAAACGAGGGAUCUAUGGGAAGGUUGAAGUGUUGGUCAACAGCAUCAGAGAGUGUGAACACUACGCCACUCGCAGCCUCACACUGAAGUGUGGGAAUCAAACCCGCGUGCUGCAGCAUUACUGGUACACGUCGUGGCCCGACCACAAAACCCCCGACUCGACGAUGCCGCUGCUGCAGCUGAUGGCCGACGUCGAGGCGGACAGACGGACGGCUGCCGGUUCAGGACCGGUUAUCGUCCACUGCAGCGCCGGGAUUGGCCGGACAGGCUGCUUCAUCGCCACGACGAUAGGCUGUCGACAGCUGCAGCUGGAGGGAGUGGUGGAUGUUCUGAGCAUCACCUGCCAGCUCCGAGCUGACAGAGGAGGUAUGAUCCAGACAGGUGAGCAGUACGAGUUUGUCCAUCAUGCCCUGAGCCUGUACGAGUCCCGCCUAUCUGCAGAAACCGGCCAAUGAGAUGCCACCACAGGAGACGUCGACUUAAACCUGGACACGUGCUGACAUAUCGAGUCCUGAGCAGGUAUGAUCUCUGAGAUUUGGGAGUUCUCCGGGAUUCAGGAAUUGUGGAGGAGGUCUUUGAGUUUGAUGGACAACAUGGACAACCAAUGAGGACUGUUGUGGGUGGAGCCUGUUGAAGGAAAGAGGAAAGGUAAAUUUCUGACAAUGGGAUCUAUCUGUUCUUCUUCUCUGCUGUUUCUUCUUCGUGUGUCGCCGGCGAGUGGUUCUUCUGAGGAACUGGAAAGACCGCCCACUCCACUUCUCUUAACCAACUGACUGUUGAAUCGUGUUGUUUUUAACUAACCGGACUGUCCUAUUACCUCUUUUCUGUCAUGGAAACAUUAAAUAGUUUGACUGAAAUCGAUGGUACAUUGUUCAAUAACACUGUUGUGUUUAUGUGUCUUAUAGGAUU
Molecule: messenger RNA, 2557 nt
Organism: Chelmon rostratus (copperband butterflyfish)
Lineage: Eukaryota; Metazoa; Chordata; Actinopteri; Chaetodontiformes; Chaetodontidae
Gene: ptprr
Product: protein tyrosine phosphatase receptor type R
Exons: 16
Coding region: 1-2103 (700 amino acids)
Biological process (GO): protein dephosphorylation
Molecular function (GO): protein tyrosine phosphatase activity
Source: RefSeq, a predicted model, not a curated record